AUGUCGCACGCUCUCAUAUUUGGUGCCUCUGUGUCUGAGGUUGUUCAGAUGCUGAAAGAGAAGGUGCAAGACGCUCACACGAUCUCACACGUCUUCUUUACAGCAUACGUCCACACAGACGACUUUGAAAGCUCGAGAAGAAUCAACACUGAACUCAUCGGUACCGCCGUCCGCGCCAUUGAGCAAGUCUCCCCAGCGCUCAAGAUGGUCGUCCUCCAAACUGGCGGCAAAGGCUACGGCCUCGAGUUCCCGGACAAAGUAACCAUCAACACGCCUCUGAGGGAGGAUGCGCCGCGUAUUCCUGAGCCCUACGCAAGCAGGAUCUUCUAUUACACGCAGUACGACUUGCUCGCUGAGCUGUCAGUCGGCAAGACCUGGACUUUCGCUGAAGUGCGACCCGAUGGUAUCAUUGGCUUCACACCCAUCAAUAACGCAAUGAAUCUGGCGCAAGGUAUCGGGCUUUACCUGGCAGUCUAUCGCGAGCUCUACGGCCAAGGCGCGAAAGUGAACUGGCCCGGUACCGAGAAGAGCUGGAAGUGCACACACUCGGACACGUCGCAGGGAAUCCUGGCGAGAAUGGAGAUCCACGUCGCGACCCACAUUGAAGAGUGCGGUAAUGGCGGAGUAUUCAACAUUGCAGAUGGCGAGACUGUUACAUGGGAAAACGUCUGGCCGAAGCUGUGUGCUGACUUUGGUCUAGUGGGCGAAGGACCAGCGUCUGAUGCGGAGUCCAUGGAAAAGUUUGUCAAGGAUAAUAUUGGUGUCUGGAAGAAGUUGGCUGAGAAGCAUGGGCUAAAAGAGAAGACUGUUGAGGAUCAAAAUUGGCCUUUUGUACAUUUCAUGCUGGUGCAGUUUGACUUCGACAGGCAAUACGACUUGACGCGCAAGACAGAAGUCGGAUUCAAAGAGACGAUCAAGACAGACGAAGGGUAUGUGAUGGCGUGGGAAAAAAUGAGAGCGGCGAAGAUCUUGCCGCCCAGGGAAGUGUGA
Boeremia exigua is the source of this 990-nucleotide messenger RNA. RefSeq lists its product as uncharacterized. Lineage: Eukaryota; Fungi; Ascomycota; Dothideomycetes; Pleosporales; Didymellaceae. The transcript is spliced from 3 exons. The record is from RefSeq and is a predicted model, not a curated record. Bases 1 to 990 code for a protein of 329 amino acids.